Molecule: messenger RNA, 6898 nt
Organism: Gopherus flavomarginatus (Mexican gopher tortoise)
Lineage: Eukaryota; Metazoa; Chordata; Testudines; Testudinidae
Gene: PRDM6
Product: PR/SET domain 6
Exons: 9
Coding region: 201-1943 (580 amino acids)
Cellular component (GO): nucleus
Molecular function (GO): protein binding; histone methyltransferase activity
Source: RefSeq, a predicted model, not a curated record
UGAAAUAGUCACAGCAGAGGGAGCCCGGCUGCUGGGCUCUCACCAGGUUUAUCCCUUCCAGCCGCUACCUGGAAGCUCGUGUUGUCGAGGGAUAACAAAAAAGUCCCCUUCUUAAACCUCGCACGACUUGUGAUCUCCCAGGGCUGUACACACAGCGCAGACAGACACGUAAAGCCAAUAGAAAGACUCAGGCUGCAGAGAUGUUGAAGCCCGGCGACCCAGGCGGAUCUGCUUUCCUGAAGGUGGAUCCAGCUUAUCUCCAGCACUGGCAGCAGCUGUUCCCGCAGAGCAGCCAGCUCAAGAGCAGCGGGGCCCUCACCCAGCUCCCGCCGCCCGAGAGAGCGGAUCCCUCGGCUGGCAGCCUCCGCCAGCGCCCAGCCUCUCUCUCCUCCGCUUCUUCUUCCUCCUCUUCGUCCACCCCAUCUUCUUCUACCUCCUCUUGCGCCGCCUCCGCCGCUUCCCUGGCCGGGCUGACCUCCAUCUCUGUGGCCCAGAUUCCCGUCUUUGGGCCGCUACCGAGCUCCGAGUCCCCCUCCGGAGCGCCGGCCUCCCUGCAGAGCAAAGACUUGUGCGGCGGGGGCGCCAAGUGCAGCGAGCGGGCUGCGCCCAGGUUUCGAUGUACGGCAGAGGAGCUGGACUAUUACCUCUAUGGACAGCAACGCAUGGAGAUCAUCCCCCUGAACCAGCACACCAGUGACCCCAACAACCGAUGUGACAUGUGUGCUGAUAAUCGCAAUGGUGAGUGCCCCAUGCAUGGGCCACUUCACUCUCUGCGCCGCCUAGUGGGCACUAGUAGUGCUGCAGCCGCAGCACCUCCACCUGAGAUCCCUGAAUGGCUCAGGGACCUCCCCCGGGAAGUGUGUCUGUGUACCAGCACUGUGCCUGGUCUGGCCUAUGGCAUCUGCGCUGCUCAGAGGAUCCAGCAGGGCACCUGGAUUGGGCCUUUCCAGGGAGUUGUCCUUCUGCCGGAGAAGGUUCAAACGGGAGCCAUCAGGAACACUCAGCACCUCUGGGAAAUAUAUGACCAAGAUGGGACACUGCAGCACUUUAUUGAUGGCGGGGAACCCAGUAAGUCAAGUUGGAUGAGGUAUAUCCGAUGUGCAAGGCAUUGUGGGGAGCAGAACCUAACAGUAGUUCAGUACAGGUCAAAUAUAUUCUACAGGGCCUGUAUAGAUAUCCCCAGAGGCACCGAACUGCUGGUGUGGUACAAUGACAGCUACACAUCUUUCUUUGGAAUCCCUUUACAGUGUAUUGCACAGGAUGAAAACUUGAAUGUCCCUUCAACUGUAAUGGAGGCCAUGUCCAGACCAGACACCCUACAGCCAUUUAACAAAAGUAGCAAACUCCCCCCUGCCACACCACAGCGAUCCAUAGUAUUUCCACAGACUCCAUGUAGCAGAAAUUUUUCUCUUCUGGAUAAGUCUGGGCCUAUCGAGUCAGGAUUUAACCAGAUCAAUGUCAAAAACCAGCGAGUUCUUGCAAGCCCAACGUCAACGAGCCAAUUAAAUUCUGAGUUCAGUGACUGGCACCUUUGGAAAUGUGGGCAAUGCUUUAAGACUUUCACCCAGCGGAUCCUCUUACAGAUGCACGUGUGUACGCAGAACCCUGACAGAAAUUCCCAACAAUCCCAUUUGGGGGGCUCCAGAAAGGGACCCUAUCAGUGUGGCCACUGCUCCCAAUCCUUCUCCCAACCUUCAGAACUAAGGAACCACGUAGUCACCCAUUCCAGUGACAGACCUUUCAAGUGCGGCUAUUGUGGUCGUGCCUUUGCUGGUGCUACAACACUCAACAAUCAUAUCCGGACGCAUACAGGGGAAAAACCCUUUAAGUGCGAGAGAUGUGAGAGGAGCUUCACACAAGCCACCCAGCUGAGUCGACACCAGAGGAUGCCCAAUGAGUGCAAGCCAAUAACAGAGAGCACAGAAUCAAUUGAAGUGGAUUAACUGAUUGACUGGUUGGAAUUAAACUGCAAGGAAAGUCAUGAUUAAAUGUCACGGACACUUAAGCAAAACCAAAGAUUUCCUCUGAGCAACUUUCAAUCAGUCCCAGAAAACCAAAAGCAGUAAUAAAAUAAGUAAGAUGUUAGGAGAUAUUGAUCCUGGCAUGGAAGUAAGACCAGGAAAGAGAUUAUUUAUUUAUGACUAGGGAUCAGACUUGUUUCAAUGGACAAAUAACCUGGGACUGCUAACAUUUCAAGUCCCACCAUGUAUUGCUUUAUUUCUAAAAGCAUUUAUAAUUGUUAUUUAAUACCAAAGCGAGGAAUCUCAAGGGUUCUUCUGCCUAUAGUUAUGACUGCGAAUGCACAAGGACUUGUUUAUUGUUGCACCUUUUUUUGGAGCAUGAUUCAAAGGACCCAGAAAUAGUCCUUAUAUUUGGUUGGGUUAGUCUUGACAUAGCUAUAAUAGAAAUUCUUGUGUCCGAAUGGUGCAAUGGAAAGUGAUCUAAAACCAUAUCUGAAUCAGUGUCCAGUUCCUCAGACCAAAGGACAUUUCAUUUCAUGGUUCCAAACUUUACAUUUUUGCACACUUUUUCCAUGUACAUGGUUUCCUUACACAAUUUUGUCCUGGUACAAAGUUCCUGGAAAACCAAACAGGAAAUGUUUUUCAUGUCUAUCGAUAUACAGUUGUGUAAGACUAUCAGCAAGGAAAAUACUGUAACACAUAGAGCUUUGAAACACAAUAUCAGUGUUUAAAAAGAGAGAAAGUGUUUUCAUUAAAACUCUAAUGUUAAUAAAUUCUCUAUCUGAAAGUCCUACAGUGAGAAGCAAAACAAAAAGGAUUAGAUUUUAUUUGGGAGGUUGAUGUAAUGAUUUGUUAAUCAGAAGUCUACUGUAGCCUAUUUUAUGGUGUCCAGAUAUUUGUACCUUAUUGCAGGUUCAUUUGAAAGCAAUCCCAGCUCACUUGACACUUUCAACAAACUCAGCCAGUUUCAAGAUUGUAAGAGAACCUAAAUCCAGGUGUCCUGUGUGUGGCUGCAUUACAGUCACUUUAGAGAGCUCUGCGUAAUUUUCAUUCAAGCCAAGAUCUUAAUUCCCAUUAAUGCUAAUGGGAGUUUAUACACACUUACCAAGAAAAGAAGUGUCCACAUAAAGAUAUAUAGACAAUAAUAUAGAGUACAUAGUGUGUGCAUACAGGAAAGGCUAAACACCUUCAGACUAUAUACUUUUUGAACAGACAUAACUAAUGCAAUGUGUUUUUAUUGGCAGUUGCACACAUUAGGUGAAAUCCUGCCCCACUGGAGACAAUGAGAAUGUUGCCACUGAUUCAGCAGGGCCAGGAUUUUAAGCGGUACUCCUUAAAGCAUUCAGGAUUAAAAUAUAUCCCUCUGAAUCCAGUUCAUACUUUUUUAAAAAAAGAGUAAAUAUUUAUGUGUAAGUAAAGUGGUUACAUAUUACUCACCUUUAAAGCAAUGAUUAGUCUCCUGAGUUGGUAGGCACUGCUGCAACUGUCAUAUCAUCUCAUCAGAUAUUAGGCAGCAUGCCCUCAUCAGUUUCAAUGUUGACUUCUGCUCAAAAACAAGAUUGUGCAAAGCACUGCCUCUUUAAAUCAAACACCAUCAGACAGGACUACUAACCUUUCUUUCCACACAGCUCUCUUGAUAUUUCUAUGUGUUAUUCUAAGAUGGUAAAGAAACAUGAGUGCACGGCAACCUAGAGCAGAGGUAAUCAGAGAAAAGCUGGAUCUUGACUUCCUAACCUUAUUUAUAAAUACAAGGCGUGAAUAUUGGCCUAACUGAAGUCAAUGGCAAUACUCCUGUUAACUUCAAUGAACCCAGGAUUUCACCCAGUAUACAGUGCACAAGGCUUUCUUCAACAGCUACGUGCACAUUGGGAUCCCACUAGGAAAACGAGUGUCCUACCUACUUUGGAGCUUGUACUCACAGGAAUGUGGAAUUCCAGUGCUGGAGAAGGGAGAGUUUAGAAAAAAAGGAGGUGCUAUUGGCAAAUGAAGGGGAAUAAGAUAAUAGAAACAACCUAUUCCUAAGUCUGGCCUAUUUUUUGGUGUAACAUCUUGCUUUUGUUAAGAACUCUCCCAGUUUGUCGUCAUUGUAUUUCAAGAAAUUACUGGUCAUUUGUAGCCAUGUGUUCUUCCUAUCUUAUUGCUGGCAAUACUACACACCAUAACAGUUCACAGUCAAGACGCUCUAUUUGUUAGUUUCUAUAUUAUUUUUUAGUGUUUCAUCCACACUGGUGUGGUCUUGCAUUAAUGGCUGUCUGAAGUAUUCACAGCAUCAUUUAAAAACCUCAACAAUUCUUUAAAUGGGUUCAGUUUAACAAACAAGGCUGAAUUUUCUGGGCUAAUUUUCACUUAAAAAUGGUCUCUUUUCAAAGAUAAACCUUGACGUGUUUUAAUUUCAUAAUUUUGUUUAAUAAAAGAUCAAUUUUCAUAUUUAAUAUUUUAAAAUGUUCUCCAUUUCAUUGCAAACACUGCAAUUUUAAGAUAAUGGGAUGGAGCCAGUUUUGGAGGUCUUGCUAUGUCAUGGAGGCAAAAUUGUAAUUUUGUUUUGUGAAAUUUUGUGAUGAAAAAUAGAGUCAUUCUUUUUGCCUGGUCCUAAUUUUCAAGUUGUUUAUAAGUACUCAAUUACAAAAUCAGAAAGUAGCAGAAAUCUAGUAAAAAGGCAUUUUCCACUUGAGUUUUCUAGCCCUGUUUCUAGGCUAAAGAAAUUUGGAUAAGCUUGAGUAAGAGUCCAACUUUAUGGAUGCUUAUCCAGAUUUAUCCUUUGAAUUAUUUGAGGUUCUAGUCUAGUAUUCAUCUGAUUUUCUAUAGGAUGAAAGCCAGAUAACAUGGAUAGCUAGGUAUCAAAUAUUACAAUUUAAAGGUCAGAAUUUAGGCAUCACUUUUUUCACAGUGGUGAUUGGCUUAAGCAGCAAAGUUCAGAAACAAAUCUGUAUUUUCCUAACAUUUGGGAGUGUUUGGAUUGGGGACAGCUAUACUUUAGAGACACCAGAACUGCUUCUAAACCUUUUAGCACAUUUCUGGUGGUACCGUGAUGCACACACAUUAUUCUAGUUUAGUAAUGAAAUAAUCCCAAUAUAAUGCAACAGUUCUAUCAUCACUUGAACAGAGCAAGACUCUCCUCACUAUUGUAAAUUAUGGAAUUAUUUCAUCAUAAACUGCAGAAAUAAGUAGGUUUUGCAUCUUAGGUAAGAAAUGAGAUAUGCUAAACUCUGAUAGGCAAAUGUGAGCUACAUGUUGUAUCAGCUAACUGUGAUUUUGUAUUAUCAAGGUAUUCUCUUCUUUUUCUAUGAGGUGAAAUCAGUGGUAGUUCAGAGCACUCAGUAUCUCACAAGGUCAGGCUUAUGCUUUGCGGUAGUUGUUAAGGGCCAGUUCAGAAAAGUACUUAAAGUUGUGCAUAACUCCAUUGCUGAAAAGUGACGGCCUUAAUCACGUGCUUAUAAUUGCGCUAAAGUGCUUUCUUGGAUGUGGCCCAAAAGAUUUGAAGACUAACUGCUUUCUUUUAGGAGUUUGUUGGGAUUUGUUUUUAAACAUACCAGUGAAAAGCAUAAUUUUUGCAGGAAUUAUUUUGUACUUCCAAAGGACAUUUUAUUGUAUUUGCUCAUUUUAUUCAUUAUGUUGUGCCUGAUUUUCAAGCACAUUUUUAAUUAUUGCAUUGCCGCUUUACUAAGGCACUUUCACAAUAUAGUUGGCAGCAUACAAAUGCAACUGAGUGCAAAAAAAGUGUGAUUUCAGAGUGGGUGUUUCGCUCUCAAGUUAUUCAGUGCAACAGUGUGCAUCUAUUACAAUAUAGUAAAUGUAAAACUGUCCUUGAGAGUAUUGACAAGCUAAAACGCAUCCUAAAUUGAACUAAACAAAAUCUAGUUGCUUUCUACUCUUACUGAAUGCUGAGUGAGUUUCUUUUUGGGUAUCGAUGUAGUAAUUAUGCAUUUGGGUCCAUUAAGGAUAUAAUCUUAUAUGCUUGAACACAGUGAAUUAAAACAGUAAGUAAAGUAUGAUUACCUCAGACAGUAGUAAUUAUAUGCCUACCAUUUCUGAAUUUCUUAAACUGUUGAGAUAUCCCUUUUGAAGUUUGGUAAAUAUGUACAAGUAUAACAUUCUUCUAAUACUGAAAAAUCCAAAAUCUUUUACAAUAUAUCUAGAAUUGUGUACAUUUCUAAUGUUCACAUACACACAGAAUGAAGUCUCUUUCUCUCCCUCACACAUGCUUCUUAGGGAAGCGUCAAGCUCCUUAAGAAAUCACAGUUGACAAAUAAUAUAAACUUCUAAAAUACCAAAAUGAUUGUUUUCUUUUGAACAAGAACAGAGCUUUGAGCAAUGUAAUAACAACAGCACAUUAGAUACUAAAAACACAAAGGCUAUGAUGUGUGGAUCUGUUACUUUCUUUGGUAUACUUGUCUCUUUUUAAAAUUAUUUAUCACUUGUAUGGUGCCAUUAGGGUAUAUGGCUGUCUGAUAUGUGCCAAACAGAUGUGGUUUCUAAAUGAUAAAUAUUUGAAAAUAAAGAAGUGAUAAAAGUCAUCACUACUUUUGAAAGUUAUGUAUUGCUAUGACUUAUUUUAAAUUUAUCAUUAGUGCACUUUUUUGUUGCAUCCAAAUACCUUCUGUGUAUGAGUUUCCAUAAAAUAAAACAUUUUGAGAUUGUGCUGUCUUUUUCCUCUGAUUUGUCUCAUUUUUGAAAGCUCAGACAUCAUCAAGCCAAUCUACAAAAGGGCAAAUAGCCAUGCAGUAAGUGUACAGUAUGCUGGAAGGGUCCUUUGUUGUAAUAAGAAUAAUAAUGGCACUGUACUUAGAAUGGUAAACAGCUUGCUUGCAUUUUUUAAACAUCGUAAAAUUGCGUCUUUUUUUACUGCAAAGGACCAAUUAAGUCAUGCAUGUAGCUUUAUUCUUUGAUAUAAACUGUAAAGAUUACCAGUGUUUAAAUGAAAAAGGCACACAUUUAAA